AACGUUGCCACAAUGACCAUCCCCGCCGGGGACGAAGAAAGGUGAGUCCCUGCCGCAAGAUCCUCGGGGCUGAUCCCACUGGCAGGCCGGCCGGCCGCUGCAGGACGUUCUAUGGCAGGCGGAGAGCCGAGCCUGAUCAGUAUCACAUGAUGCAACGGCAGUGGCCGCAGCAGUAAGAGCCGCGCAAGGCUGGGUCGAACUGGAGGGAGGGAAAGAGAAGCCAGGCAGGCUGGUGCGCCGCUGCCGCAGCAUGCGCAAUGAGCGCGCCACGGUAGCAGAAGCCCCAGCUCGUGGCUCCAGGGAUCGGCCGCUGCUCCUGUCGGUGCCCGUGCCGGCCGCUCGCUCCAUGUCUCCCCUUCCCUGCGGAAGUGUGCUUGCUCGAGGGGCAGCCUCCCACUGAACCGUCGCCCUGUGCGCCUGCUUGCCCUCCCGCCGCGCCCUGGAUGGUGCUUCUCCCGCUGGUGGUGCCGGCAGCGGCGGGGGCAGUAAUAUGCUCACGCGGGUGAAGUCUGCCGUGGCCAAUUUCAUGGGCGGCAUCAUGGCUGGCAACUCGGGCUCGGAGCACAGCGGCGGCGCCUCGGAUCUGCCCCUGCGCUUUCCCUACGGCAGACCCGAGUUCUUGGGGCUCUCUCCGGACGAGGUCGAGUGCUCCGCCGACCACAUCGCCCGGCCCAUCCUUAUCCUCAACAAGGAGACCAAGCGCCUGCCUUGGACCACAGGAUACGCCGAGGUGAUCAAUGCAGGGAAAAGUACGCACAAUGAAGACCAGGCCAGUUGUGAAGUGAUUUCUGUAAAGAAGAAAACAGGAGUAACGAAUUCUACGCCAAACAAAAAUGUAUCUACCAAGCGCCGGUCAUCAUUGCCAAACGGGGAAGGGUUGCAACUAAAAGAGAAUUCAGAAUCAGACGGCCUCUCUUUCUACUACUGGUCAUUAUUUGAUGGACACGCAGGAUCUGGAGCAGCUGUUGUAGCAUCGAAGGUGCUUCAGCACCACAUUGCGGAACAACUCCAGGAAAUUGUGGACAUUUUAAAAAACUCUGCUGUCUUGCCCCCAACCUGCUUGGGGGAGGAGCCAGAGAACAUGAAUACUAACAGCAGAACUCUAACUAGAGCUGCCUCCUUACGUGGGAACGUUGGAGCUCCAGGCUCACCUGGCACCCCACCAACACGUUUCUUUACAGAAAAGAAAAUCUCUCACGAGUGCCUCAUUAUAGGAGCCAUUGAAACAGCAUUCAGGGAAAUGGAUUUACAGAUAGAGCGAGAAAGAACUGUGUACAAUAUAUCUGGUGGUUGCACAGCCCUUAUUGUGGUGUACUUACUAGGAAAGCUCUAUGUAUAAUGCUGGGAUAGCAGGGCCAUAAUAAUCCGAAAUGGAGAAAUUAUUCCAGUGUCUUCAGAAUUCACUCCAGAAACAGAACGUCAGCGUCUGCAGUAUCUGGCGUACAUGCAGCCCCAUCUGUUGGGAAAUGAGUUUACACACUUUGAGUUUCCAAGGAGGCUUCAGCGUAAGGAAGUUGGAAAAAGAAUGCUUUACAGAGAUUUUAAUAUGACUGGCUGGGCAUACAAAACCAUUGAAGAAGAUGACUUGAAAUUUCCCCUUAUAUAUGGAGAAGGCAAGAAGGCUCGUGUCAUGGCAACUAUUGGGGUUACAAGAGGUCUUGGAGAUCACGACCUGAAGGUGCAUGACUCAAACAUCUACAUCAAGCCUUUUUUGUCUUCAUCUCCAGAGGUGAGAGUGUAUGAUCUUCUUCAGCAUGAACAUGGCCCAGACGAUGUCCUGAUCUUAGCCACAGAUGGCCUCUGGGAUGUACUAUUAAAUGAAGAAGUGGCAGAAGCUGUAACUAACUUCCUACCAAACUGUGACCCUGAUGACCCCCACAGGUACACGUUAGCAGCUCAGGAUCUGGUGAUGCGAGCCAGGGGAGUGCUGAAAGACCGAGGCUGGAGAAUAUCCAAUGACAGACUGGGUUCAGGAGAUGACAUUUCUGUUUACGUCAUCCCUUUAGUACAUGGAAACAAACUGCCAUAAAAGAUGCACCGAUACCUGUUGUGGGCAAAAUGUACUUUUUAGUAAGGACCUUUGGAAAAGGCAGGCUGCUAAGAAAUAAGAAUGCUGGUUUUAGAUAUAUUCUAUUCGAAAUUUGGCUGGACUGGACAACUUUUCUACCUUGAUUGUAGGGGCUGGGUGGCAGAUGAUUAAACGUAUCUUGUUGCAGCUUCCCUAUGUUAAUGUCAUUUGGUGUAUAUCAGGGCCAGGACUUCAAUGUUACUAGCAUUAUUAGUGAUUCCUUUUUUGAUGUCCUCCUGGUGAGGACCUAUUGUAAUCUAAUAAAUUCCCCUGUCUUUUCCAGUUCAUUGUAGCCUGAAAAUGUUACUUGGAUUUGAAGUGGAAACUGGUAAAGUAGCCAGUCUUCACCCAAAUUAAUUUUACUUUAGAACAAAUAAAUGUAGAACAUAUUAUGGUGAAAAAAAGAACUGAUCUGUCAAGUAUAAGAUGCAAUUUUUUUAAAAAACUCAUAUUUUAGUGGAGAACUAAAGCAAUCUAUUUAUGAACAUGAAUACAAGCUUUUUUUCCUCUUGUAGCUUAUCUUUCAAUUCUUGGAACUUUGCAGUUCAUUUUAUAUAUUUGGGUGGUAAGGCAAUUUUCCUGCUCUGAACGUAAGUCUAAUUUAUAAAAGCUGUUAGCAAAGUUGCCUAAGAAAAGAACAAAAAAUUAUUUGAUUUGGAAAUAUUCUUGUAUUUUUUUGUUUCCCUGUUGGGAUUUUUGUGUCUGUAACUAUGAUGUAGCAGACUGGGAGAAACCUUACUUUAGAAAGAUUUUCCCAGAAGUAAACAUUUUUUUUGGCACCAGACAUUUUCAUUCAUUGAAUGCUUCUGUCUGUUGAACAUAUAUCCUGUUGAAAGGAUCAUUACAUACAUACUGUAUAAUCAUCUCUUGUAUGUUUCCAAGUAUAUUCUUUAUCUAAUAGUAGAGGGUUUUGAAGCUAUCCUACUGAACAAAUCUUUCCAUCUUUUCUUACUAAGCUACUUCAGCUUUAGUUUCUUUUGCUGUUCAUGUAAUCACAGGUGAGAUAUUGUCUUGAAAGGUAGUGGCACUUGAUAGUGUUAACUUAGAAGACAGAGAAAAGAGCCUUUCAUAAAGGCAACAUGUAUUGGCUUGUUUGUUGUUCUUCUGCUUACUGUGCUUUCAUGUCUUCACAUAUGAGAAAACAAAUAAGUAAAAGAAUUAUAUUUAUCUGCACAACAUCUUUAUCCUACAAUGGGAUUUCUAUGUAGCUUUACCAUCACUUAAAAUAGUUAAAAGUGGCUAGGUUCCCCAUAUAUACUUCCAAAACCAAGCAGUUUACCAUUAAAGUCUAGACUAUCCAUUAAGCGUAAGGAGUGGCUUGUACAUUGGCAAGAAGAGAAUGCUUGAAAUAAAACUUAUUGAGAAACUGAGUUGGUAUAUUUUUAGGGAUACUAUUUAGCAGAUGACCUGUCUCAAGUGUUCUUCCUAGGGAAGUUGCUAAUUUUAAGCAAAUAGUGAAUGUUCCCCCAACCCAUUUAAGUGCUUUCCUAAACAGAGUAGGUUUGGAAAUAAUAAUUUGCUUAAACAAAAAAUCAUAUUUUCUCCUGUAACAGAUGUUUAAUUUAAGCUGCUAUGUAAGUCACAUUCAGAGACAAAGGCCUCUUCCAACAUGCUACUUCAUUAAGCUUCAAUCUGAACUGGAACUGUUCAGAAGAUGAUAAUUGACUUCUGACAUGAAUUAAAACUCACUGUUAUCAGAGAACUGUGUGUUGGACUUGGUUAUGUCUGGUGUAUAACAUUUUUAUAGGAAGCAGAUGUUUCAUUAACCAGAACCAUUUGACAAUACAGUAAUGAAGUUAUUUUCAGUAUAUUACUUCUGUACUUCCUUCCAUUUGCUCAGAUCACUUUCUAUUACCAUUGCCUCAAGAGAUAUGGGUGUGGUAUAGUUUAGAAUUCACAUCUCUAAAAACUCUUUCUCUGGAUAAUCAUUCACUUUGGGCAUUCCCAUGCAGUAGAUCUUUGACUUGCAUACUUAUGUUUUCCACCAAUUUUGAAUGUGUUCUGAAAACAAUUUGUAGACCUUACUAUCAUUCCUUAUUCUGUGAUAACUGGAAGUAUAUUUUUGAACAGGCUCACCCAGAACAAAAAUAUUUUUGCCAUUGCAGGAACACUACUGACAGUAUUUUAAUUUCACUCUAAUUGCAAGAAUGUAUACAUUUUAAAGUAGUCUUGAUUACAGCUCUGAAAGAGAACUAAAAUAUUAUCUAGAUUGUUAUCUUCAACCACAUUAUAGUAAAUGGCACUUAUCUGAAACAUCCUUCAUUUCCAGUGUUGUAUGUUUUUACAUUACUUUAGAUUUAAUGGUGAAGUUGCAAGCACGAUUUUAUUUACCUAAUUUUCAAUGGACAAAUAUAUAUCCUUCUACUCGCACCAUCUUCAAAGUAAUUCUAGUAAUGACAGUUGUUUUCCAGGAAGCAGCAGGAAAAUGCUUAAAUCAAUUUUUUUCUUUAAAGAACCACAAAUAUGGCUGCUGGUCAGAUAAAAUUUCACGAAUGAAUAGUUAAUAUAAAGUGUAAUACAUUUGGGUUCUUUGUCUUCAAUUUACUUGCACAAAAUCUCACCCAGUUUAGUGACUUUGCCUACAUAAAGUUGUAUUGGCUGUAAAAAGCUUCUGAGAGAGACUCAUAGUUCUUAAAGAAAAUGUAGAUGUUUGUGUUUAGAACAAAGUGAUGACAUUUGCACUCUUAAAACAAACUCAGCAAUGAUUCUGAAACUUUUAUACUGAUCUUCUCCAAAAGGCCCAGUGAAGCCAUGGUUCUCACAUACUUUUAGAGCUCCCUUAGGUCACUAAUAUCUCCCUAUAUCAAAACAUUUUAGAUUAUGCUCCAAAGAAUGAUACUUCUGAGACAAUAAUGUACUUUCCAGAUAAACAUAUUUUAUAGAGCCUGUGUAUUUUACUAUGUUACAAUCCCAAACAUUUGUGAAAGUGAACAGAAAGCUAUGCAAACCAUAUUGCCAAAAACAAGUUCAAUUAUGACAGCAAAGCUCUAUCCCUAUUUCCCUAACAAGCAUAUCAGUAACGUGCACAGUAAUACUUAAUAAUUUUUAUUAAUCAUAGCAUUGAGUUAGUACUAUAUGUAAAUAAUCAAGCUUUGUUCGUGCUGCUGUUGAUACUUCAAUGGUUUUAUAAUUCUAAACACUGCUGAAAAUUGUUAAAAUGUAAUUGGGUCACAGUGUGUGCAACAUUGUGGUUAUGGGAUAUUAUGGGAUCCCAGUUAAUAUCCCAGUUAUACGAUAUUAAAGGCCUCUUAGACAUGCAUAAAAGAGAAAACAAAAGUAAUGGCAGAUUAGACAACUGUCAUUGUAUCAUAAUACAUUUUUAACAGUAUUGGUCAUUAAUCACUAAAAAAAUCUCAAAAGGAAACUUGGGUGAAUCUAAUUUCUUAUAUUGCAUGUCUUUAAAAGGCCAGGUUUAGAAGAACAUUAGGCAAGUAUGCAUUGAUUGGUUAAAGGUGGUAGAAGUUUAUCUGCAUUAUGGAGAAUUUAGACAAUAAGAUGAUCUUUGUAGGCUGGUAAAUUCUAAAAUCUGCCAAUGCUAAGGCUUCUUGUAAUUGACCAAAUUACCAAGUACAGAAAUUGUACAUGAGAAACCUCAUUAAAUAACUCCACUCACCUACUUCUCAUUCCAAACAAAGGGCAUUUAUUCAUUUAGCAACAAAAACAAAAUAAAAUACAACUUCUUAGAGAAUUUUACAAUUAUGAUUGGAUGCCAACUACUGUAGCCCAAAAUUUCUUUUGCUAAGAAAUUUAUUUUGUAAAGAAUCUUUAAAUGAUCAUUGUCACAAUUAAGAUAUCAUUAUAAUGUUAUAGAAUCUAAGACUUCCCUCCUUUUGAAUGUUCUUACAAUGGCCCUUGAGAAAGGAUGCAUCUUAACUGAACUUUCAAACCAUCAGUAUAAAUUACCGGUACUUAAACAAGUAGUAAUCGUCAGUCAAUAAGAAACUUUAAAGGGUGCUAUUAACAGGAAGGUUCUUGAGAUGGCUGCUGGCUUCGUUAAGUAAGCUGACAUCAUUAAGUGAAAUACUUUACAUGUCCUUUCUUUUGAACAUCGAUGUUUUGUCCACAUUUACCAUACAAUACAAAAUUGCCAAAUGCCAAAUGGUUCUCUUGCCCUUUGCAUAUGUACUUUUGUGGUUUGUAUCUCAUGUUCUGAACUAUGUGAAAUCUGCAUGCACUUUCUCUUGUAACUUUGUUUCCUGUUAUAUGAAAAUGAUGUUGUGUAUAUCAUGUAGGCAGUGCCCAAAUACCUCUUUAACUAUUCAACCAUUCUGCCAAAACAAUAUACUUGAAGGAGGCUUAUCCCUGUCACUUUUUUGUUCAUGCAUUAUAUUUCAGUUUAAAUUAAGCAGCUGCCAUAUUUUUCAUUCCCAUUUUGGUACAGUGACUGUAUGUAAGGAAUGUAUUAUUUUUUAGGUUCAGCAUUCCAAACAAUGAAAAGAAUCUGUUGGAUUAAAAAUGGUUUGGAUCAAUGUACUAAAACAUUGUGACUGAAAAUAUCAAAACUUUUUGUAAUCAGAGAACAAAAGAUGUUUAGUAAAGGGAUAUUUUUAUGUGUGUUGAAACUUCCAAGUGCAAUGGAAAAGGAAGGAAUGGGAAAAAUGUAUGCACAACAGUGUUUUAAAAAUGAAAUUGUAAAAAAUAAACAUAAAAACUUA
Molecule: messenger RNA, 6723 nt
Organism: Sphaerodactylus townsendi
Lineage: Eukaryota; Metazoa; Chordata; Lepidosauria; Squamata; Sphaerodactylidae
Gene: PPM1H
Product: protein phosphatase, Mg2+/Mn2+ dependent 1H
Exons: 10
Biological process (GO): protein dephosphorylation
Molecular function (GO): protein serine/threonine phosphatase activity
Source: RefSeq, a predicted model, not a curated record